Messenger RNA from Rhinocladiella mackenziei CBS 650.93, 2292 nucleotides. RefSeq lists its product as uncharacterized. Gene Ontology annotation, molecular function: DNA binding; zinc ion binding. NCBI's taxonomy places the organism in Eukaryota, Fungi, Ascomycota, Eurotiomycetes, Chaetothyriales, Herpotrichiellaceae. The record is from RefSeq and is a predicted model, not a curated record. Gene Ontology annotation, biological process: DNA-templated transcription. The coding region runs from base 1 to 2292 and encodes 763 amino acids. The transcript is spliced from 6 exons.
AUGUACGCUCGGCCCCUCGAGCGUCUCAAGCGUGUCAAUCCUGUGCUGCCGCGAAGGUUAAGUGCGACAAUGCGCAACGCUGUGGACGUUGCUCCAAGAAGAAUAUCCCUUGUCGGUGACUUGGAUGAUCCGUCCGUGUACGUGUCGUCUGCCUCGUCGGAUCUUCAACCUCUGCAGGUCAUGACACCCUGCCUGGAUGUUACGGGCCUCUCAGAGAUGCCACGCAGCCCCCGCGCAGAGCCCCGCACACCAAGUGUCACCCAGACAUGGAAGAAUCGAAGCUCCUAUGUCGAUCCUAACGGCCCUUGGGAUGAUGCGUUCAACGGCAUCAUUGGAUCAAGCCGAGAAUUCGGAUUCGCGAGCAACAUGUUCGACUUAGGGAACGACAUCAACUUUGUCUUGACUGAUCCCGACAUCGAUUUUCUGGCCUCCCUCCCGAAGUUACCAUCUUACGAUCGCGUCAAUACGCCUCCAUCGCCUUCCGCCAGCCUCGCCUCGAGACUAGGUCAGGCAACCUCUGACGCAGUCGUGGAAGCUUUCAAGCAAUCUGCUGGUCGCUGGGAUCCUGAAAAACAUCAUUACCGGGCAGUAGCUUUAGAGUCGUCUCUGUCUCUCGGAACCACCAAGAUUGACGGCGUUGGGAGAUUUGAUCCACACAUAUUCAACGAGGACCUUUCGAUUAAUAUCCGAGAUCAAAUCCUGGGUGUCAUCGCCCGAUCGUGUGAGCAAGACAAUUUGGUUCAUGUUAUAUCGGCCUUUCCGGGAGUCGAAGUCCUCGACAGAUUGCUGAAAGCAUUCUUAACAUGGCACGUCGCUCAGACCGAAUCCUGGAUCCAUCUUCCUACAAUGUCGCUGAAAGAAGCUCGAAUUGAACUACUGAUGGCUUGCAUCGCCUCAGCGGCUGCGAUAUCGCCAAGUCGACCUGUACAGAAGUUUGGACUAGCAAUACAGGAGUUUUUGGUGUUUCACCUCUGGCAGAUGUCAGAAAAAGCCAAUACGCUUAUUCGAGACCUUCAAUUUCUUCAGGCAUUUAUGUUGCACCUCCAGAUCGGGACCUGGAGUGGCAUUAGAAGGAAAAUGGAGAUGUGUUCUAGUUUUUUGGGUAUACUGUCGAACUCCUUGCGCGGAGGCGACCGUUAUCGUUAUGCCUCAUACACAGGACUCGUUCCCCACCCCGACGAUGAAGGUUCCGUUUUGGAAUCAAAGUGGAAAAUUUGGGUACGGGAGGAAUCAUUUAAAAGGCUUGUCCACUGUGUAUAUAUUUACUCCUCCCAAGAGACCCUGUUGACCUCGGGAACACCACCUAUAUUCUAUUCUGAGCUAUCUCUUCCACUACCUCAGGCAAGGAGGCUGUGGUUCGCUAGGUCAGCUACAGAAUGGAAGACUGCUUUCUUGGAUAUGCAACUCGACGAACGAGGCCGUUCUCCUUGUAUCAUUGAUCUGCUGUCCGAUCCUACAAGGAUGGGUUCGCUGUCUACCCUGUAUGACCGGGGACUAGCAGAAGUCGCCUUCCUCUAUGCAUGUUCGUCUUUGAUCCGUCGCUACCGACAAGAUCAAACGGUUUUCUUGUCCAAUGGUAACGCCAAUAACCGCGAACGUGUGUUGUCGGAUGAAAUGCAACAUAGAGGGAUUCUGCAGAUCUUGAACGAUGCCCGAUCGAACCGUGAGCGCGACAAUGAACAUACUGCCCCGGAAUCAGACUUGAUCCUAGAGGUGCUAUUCAUGCACCUUUUUGCCUCACUGGAUCAAAUGGAACUUGUGGCAGGUAAAGAUGGUCCGGAAGAAGCGCGACUUGCCUACCCGUCUCUUCAUCGGUGGAUCCAGACCUCAGGCGCCAGACAAGCUGUUUGGCAUGCGGGCCAAGUGUUGAACGCUCUGCGUAAGCUGCCACCCGAACAGCUCAGCAACUUCUGCGCUGUCGUGGCCUAUCACGCCAGCCUUUGCAUCUGGAUCUAUGGAGUUGUCUCACAGGACGGGAACGAUUCUGCUUCUGCCAAGUCGACGCCUCCGUCAUCAGAUCAGCUGCCCGAAGUCUUGAUUGAUGGCGAGGAAAGCAUCGAGACACUACGUUGGAUCAGCCAGAAUCGCGGAGUCCCUGUCAUCACGGACGAUUCCGAACCACAUACUGCAGGCCGCCGAUUGAAGAACAUACCGAUCACACGUAGUGGGGAGCUCACUGACGUGGUUCUCAGUACGGUUAUGGUAAAGUUUUCUUGGAAGAACUCGGUCUUGGUGGAAAAUAUUUGCCGCUUAUUGCAUGCGUUGGGAAAAACAUCCAAAGGCGUGGAAUGA